UUUUCUUCUACGGUAAUUUUCUCACGUUAUUGCUAUUUGGGGAAUUUUCGUCUCAGUUUUUAACAGUUUUGGAUUGUGAUCAGCAUUUUUCUAUAAAUAAUUGUGUAUAUUUAAACCCUAGAUUUAAAUCAGUUUAACGUGAUUCUGAAUAUUACAGUAAUUGUAAAUUUGCAAAUAAAUUAAAGCCAUUGGAGGCUGAACUUGUCAACAGAGGCUAAGCUAGGGUUUUCUUUCCCUUUCAAGUUCCUUAAUGUUUGUUUGUUUGUUUGCAUUCUUGUUUUUUUUGGACAUUGCAAUUGGGAGGUUUGAAGGUUUUUUGAGAGUAUACAUGGCUCGUUAACUUCAAUUUGGAAUGAAUUUCGAAUUUCCCUUAUUAGAUAGUUAUCAAUGUAAGAUUACAAAUGUGAAUAAACAAGUGGCGGUUGAAUAUCUGUAUGCCAAGUAGAUUGAUCAACUAAGCUGAUUGCUGUAUCAUAUAUUGGCUGUUAAUGAAUAAGUGGAUUUAGGUGAUUUUCUUGAAUACAGGUUCCAAAUGAGUGAGUGGGUCUAAAUCUUAUUUAUUUGUUCUUUUCUCAUUUUCUUUGAUUUAUUGGUAACUGUAAUUACGUGAUAUCCAAAACGAGAUACAAUGGUCGUGAAAGCAUUUGAUAUGUCGGUUUGGCCCUAAAAAAAGAGCGCCCGAGUGUCUUUACUAAAUUUUUUUGAAAAGAGAUGUAAUGGUCUAUUGGAUGGAUGCGUGAUGCAAAUCGGAAGCUACUGUUUUUGGGUAUCUUUAUUGUCUAUCAUGAGUGAGGUUGGAGGAUGGAGCUUAUUUGUUUUUUUCUUUGGUCGAUGGAGCUUUUUCCUUUAUUAAUAGGUUUUUUUAUUUUGUGGGGGAAGGAAGAAGAGGAAGCUGUCCAUUGACUUGUGGUCAUCAUACCCAUCAAACUCCAUAAGCUAAUCUCUAAGAUGAGAUUGUAGCUGUAUGACUUGUGGUUAAGAAAAACAUAUCGUAUAAGGGGGCAAAAGAACAUCUAAUCAAGCAAUUGCAAAUGGCUGAAGCUAUUAGCUCUGAUUUGGAAUCCAACCCAAAACCUCAAGACACAUUGCAAAUGGCUGAAUCUACUGUCUCUGAUUUGAAAUCCAACUCAAUACCUCAUGUUAUAUACCGAUGCAAGAAAUGUAGGAGAAUUGUUGCUGCAGAGGAGAACAUAGUUUCCCAUGAGCGUGGGAAGGGAGAAACAUCCUUCAAGUGGAAAAAGAGAAGCGGUGAAGAACCAGCUGACUGUACCUCCAUUUUUGUAGAACCAAUGAAGUGGAUGGAAGCAGUUCAAGAAGGUCACGUGGAGGAAAAACUUCAAUGCAUGGGAUGCAAAGCGCGAUUGGGUUACUUCAAUUGGGCUGGCAUGCAGUGCAACUGUGGAGCUUGGAUUAAUCCUGCAUUUCAGUUGCACAAGAGCCGAUUAGAUGAGUGCCAUAGAUGAGAAUGGCAGGGUAUUUUCUCUCUUUUGUUUUUUGGGCAUAAUAGGGUGAAGUUAAUUCAAAAGUUCAGUAAUCACACUGGUGAGGAAAGUUUUGGGGGUUUAUUUUUGUAUUUAGAUGCAUAUAGUUUAUUUAUACAAUUAUGUCUGGUGCAUUAAUGGAUUUAUGAAGUGAACGGUGCUUUAAUGA
This is a messenger RNA of Ziziphus jujuba (common jujube), 1650 nucleotides long. Its product is annotated as probable inactive dual specificity protein phosphatase-like At4g18593. Bases 1032 to 1463 code for a protein of 143 amino acids. Gene Ontology annotation, biological process: protein dephosphorylation. NCBI's taxonomy places the organism in Eukaryota, Viridiplantae, Streptophyta, Magnoliopsida, Rosales, Rhamnaceae. The record is from RefSeq and is a predicted model, not a curated record. The transcript is spliced from 3 exons. Gene Ontology annotation, molecular function: protein tyrosine/serine/threonine phosphatase activity.